Molecule: messenger RNA, 1704 nt
Organism: Protopolystoma xenopodis
Lineage: Eukaryota; Metazoa; Platyhelminthes; Monogenea; Polystomatidea; Polystomatidae
Source: the annotation of a GenBank genome assembly
AUGUCCACCAACGGGACUGGGUUAUUUAUAGAGGAUACUAAAGUACACCUGAUUGCUCCUCAUCGCUACCAGAUCAUCGAGACUUGUCUCAGUGCUUACUGCACAUUAUUGUUAGUCAUCGGACUGCCUGGAAACUUAAUAAGCGGUAUUAUCAUGGGGACUGAUCCGGCAACACGAAAGACGACGCGCCUAUUAAUGAUCGUUUUAUCUACGGCCGAUACAGCUGUCCUGCUCACCGCAGUGUUACGUUAUUGGAUGACAUCGGUUUUUCACUGGGACCCACGUGAUACUAGUUCUCUUGCUUGCAAAGUGCAUACAUUCGCCGUCUCAUGUGCUAGUGAUUUUGCUGUAGGAUCAUUGUGCUCUAUUGCUGUGGAACGUUUCUUGGUGGUUGCAUUUCCGCAAAAAUCAAAUCUUUUAGUUCGAGUGUCUCUCAUUAUCAUUGGCAUGUUAUGCUUUACACUGUGCAUUUUCAUGAAAAAUCUGGUUCUUCUGCUUUUUAUGAAUGUAACACAACGAAAUGUGAUCACAUCAUCUCAUGCCAUUCCGAUAGUCAAUAAAAACUCGCAAACAAUUAUGAGAGAUUCCGGUGCCAAGGGCUCCUCUGCGGGCUUGGUCUGUCACUUAGGAGGAGAAUACACAAAUGCGCUUAAGGCAUAUAUAAAGUAUGAUUUUCUCAAUUUUUCAGUCUUUCCAUAUAUUAUAUUAUUUUCCUGUAACGUAUUCAUAUACUUUAAACUGUGUCGACAGCGAAAGAUGCUUCUUACACAUAGGACAAGUCAAAAUAUUUCUAGCAGCAACGAGAAUACUAACAAUAAGUCCAAGAGCACUUCAAAAAAAGAUGAACAUAAAUUGCCAUUAAAUAGGCUAGCAACAGAGGGGAUAAACAACUCUCAGCAGUGUGAUGUACCAAAUAAUGUUAUCAUUGAUACAGCGAGUCAUGGAGGCGGGGCGGCAUUAAUUACAGAAUCGCGCAGAUGCAAAAAACGAAAACCGGAAAAUGUGAUUAAGAUAUUGACUGCAUUAACUCUCAUACAUGUUAUAUGCACUCUUCCUGCUACAUUGUUUACCUUCUGGACUGAGUAUUUUCCUAGUCCUGAAUUAAAAAAAAAGAGUCAUUCCAUUCAACUUGUCAAGAAAAGCCUCAACCUUCUUCUUUUCACCAACAACACUAUAAAUUUCCUCGCCUACUGGGCAUCUUCUAUUUGCUUCAGGAGAAAAGUCCGUGCUGGCAUUGCAGUCUGCUUCAGUCGGUGUGGGUGUAACUUGUCUGAUAAAAGCACUAGUAGACAAGAUCGCACAGGUUGCGAUCAAAUACUGAGCCCGAUGGCUGUUCGAGAACUUGAAGAGCCUGGAGCAGGCAAGGUCACAGAGCUAGUCAGUAUUGGAAUAAAACGAGCUAUGAAUAAGAAAACUUUGACAAUACCAAUUCAGGCACCUUCAUUUGUCCCGCCAAAUAAAGAAAGCCCUAAAACCUGCUCUUCAAGACAAAAUAAUGGUAUGCUAUCGGAAGAAUCCAAAUUCGCACAGAUGGAUGAAAUCCAAGGUAUUUUUAGAGUUCAAGAGGAAGAAGUGGAAUUCUUCGAGAGGGUAGACACAGAAGAGCGGCCAGCAAAAUGUGAUGGAAACGAAAGAGAAGGGACUAUGAAUACCCCAUAUGAUCAAUUACUUAAAAAUUCAAACUUUCUUAUAACAAACCUUUAG